UCAAUAAGUUUCCAGAACUUCAUAACGCGCAUGGCCGGCAAUUUUCAUGGAUAACACCUACGCUUGCGGUUAAAUAUUUAAACGAAUACACGCGUUAAUAGUGUUUUGGUAAGCAAUUCCAUUCCUUCGCCGUUAUCCAUUUCUAAAUGCAAUAUUAAUACCGGUAUGCUUUUCAGAAAUGCCAAUGGAGUUAGAGUCAUCUAUACAUAAAACGUUUUCAGAUAGCUUCAAGAAACAUACUUUAAAUCCGGCAUUUCUCCAGGUAGCAGAGGACGAAUUAAAUGAAACUCCAGAGAAUUACAAACAGCAAUUGAAUUUAUUAUGCCUUCUAGUUGCAAAUGACAAAAAUCUCAGGUUACCCGAAGACGAUGCUUUCCUUAUCAGAUUCUUACGAGCCAAAAAGUUUGAUGGUCAUAAGGCUUUUCACAUGUUGCAGAGGUACUACCUAAUGAAGAUAAAAUAUCCAGAAUUAAUAACAUGUCCUCUUCCAUCAGAAGUAAGCCGAAUAUUAAAUUUUCAAGCACAAAACAUGUUGGUUAACCGUGACCAAUUCGGCCGACGGGUGUAUAUUAUUAGAGUAGACAACUUCGAUUCAACGCAGAUGACAAUCGAAGAAGUAUUUCGUACAAAUAUACUAGCUUUAGAGGAAGUAGUGCGAGAGCCUGAAACUCAAAUAGCUGGCGUCGUUGUGAUUGUAGAUAUGGCAGGUUUAAAAUUGCAUCACGCCAAGUUUUUCACGCCGCAUUACGCUAAACGAACGGUAGAAGUGGUGCAGGAUACUUUUCCAUUAAGAUUCAAAGGCUUCCAUAUUGUUAACGAACCCUUUUAUUUUGACGCAUUUAUGGCUGUGGUUAAACCGUUUCUAAAGGAUAAAGUGCGAAAGAGGAUUCAACUCCAUGGGACUAAUUUCAGCUCUUUACACGAAUUCAUUCAUCCAGACAUCUUACCCUUUGAGUACGGCGGAACGGCAGGGACUUUCGACAACCGCCCGUGGCACUUACAGCUACUUUCUCACGAAAACUACUUUAAGACUUUGGAGAACUAUGGGUACAAAGUAGACAAUAACGACGAUUAAAAUGUUUCAUUUUGCUACGACACCGCAAAUAGUCAACACUGGAAAAAUUAGUUGCGAACCACCACUUCCAAUUAUUUACGCUAAUGACUUACACAACACGAUUCUUUUAUACUAUGACACUAAUUGAAUAACACUGUGCCACUAUCACCGGGAAUGGUCGAUACCUAAAUACAUCCGACACCUUAUUUCGGAUGUCCAACCCACAUCAAAGCGGAAAUAUCGCCGAUUGUUUGAUGGAAGCUUCCGAUGUAAUUUAAUCAAAUGCAUAAUUCUUCGCACACUUUGCAACUACUUUUUCUAGCUUCAUUUAAAAUUAAUGCUUGGAGAAAAAUAUUUUCUAUAUCAUUAACUUAUCUUAGUAUCAAUUUGUAAUACAAUCGUUGACAGCAUCUGAAUGCAUAUAUAAACAAAUGUUAAAUAAAAUUGGCUUUGGCUGUGU
This is a messenger RNA of Photinus pyralis (common eastern firefly), 1514 nucleotides long. Its product is annotated as clavesin-2-like. The record is from RefSeq and is a predicted model, not a curated record. The coding region runs from base 179 to 1075 and encodes 298 amino acids. Gene Ontology annotation, cellular component: membrane. The transcript is spliced from 5 exons. Gene Ontology annotation, molecular function: phosphatidylinositol bisphosphate binding. NCBI's taxonomy places the organism in Eukaryota, Metazoa, Arthropoda, Insecta, Coleoptera, Lampyridae.